UGGGAGUGGAAGAGGCAGCCUCGCCCGGGGCUGAUUGGCUCCCGAGGCCAGCCCUCGCCCGCGGUUUAUAAGAGUUGGGGUAGCCGGGCGCCCUGCCCGCUCGCCCGCGCGCCCCCCGAGCAGCGCCCGGCUCUGAGCGCCGCACGUCGAGGCCCGCCUGGCCCCGCGCCGGCUCCCGCGCCGUCUUCAGAGUCGGUCGCGGGCGGAGGAGCAAGGGAGGGAGCCGACGACGGAGGCGAGCGCCGCAGCCAGCGGGCCGAGCGCCAUGCGCCGCGCCAGCCGAGACUACACCAAGUACCUGCGCGGCUCGGAGGAGAUGGGCAGCGGAGGUUCGGGCGCCCUGCACGAGGGCCCCCUGCACGCCGCCCCGCCGCCCGCGCCGCCCGCGCCGCACCAGCCCGCCGCCGCCUCCCGCUCCAUGUUCGUGGCCUUCCUGGGACUGGGGCUGGGCCAGGUGGUCUGCAGCGUCGCCCUAUUCCUCUACUUCCGAGCCCAGAUGGAUCCUAAUAGAAUAUCUGAAGAUGACACUCACUGCAUUAAUAGAAUUUUCAAACUCCACGAAAACUCAGAUUUGCAAGACACAACUCUGGAGAGUCAAGACACAAAAUUAAUACCUGAUUCGUGUAAGAGCAUUAAACAGGCCUUCCGAGCAGCUGUACAAAAGGAAUUACAACAUAUUGUUAGAGCCCAACACAUCAGAGCAGAGAAAGCUAUGAUGGAAGGUUCGUGGUUAGAACUGGCCAGGAGGGGCAAGCCUCAUACUCAGCCUUUUGCUCAUCUCACUAUUAAUGCCACUGACAUCCCAUCAGAGGACCAUUUGGUUUCUCCGGUGGCCUGUGAGGAAGGAGGCUGCUGCAUCCGACUGGGAUGGGACCAGAGCAUGUCGACACUUGGCAACAACGGAGGGAGUGUGCUGAGGACUGACAAGAUCAUGUCAGGAAACCGACACAUCCUGGAUGCUCUGGCUAAUGGAAUUUUCUGCUCAUUGUAAACAUUCCCUUUCCAUCUUCCCACCACAUGCCCAAUCCGAAGGAAGGAAAGCAUGCAAAAUUUGAGAUCCUCUGUCUUCCUGUGUCAGCUUCUACACAUACCAGAUUCACGCACACUUGCAUCUUUGCAAAACACGACAUGUGCUGCUAUUCCUGUUCGGGGGAGUUGCUUUCCUCCCUCUCCUUCUGCUUCCUUUUGUCUCAUUUGUUCCCAUCAGGCCAUCGUAGAAAAGUUCCCAGGGAAGAAGACCUGUUUCCCCAGUGAUUCCAGUGGAAACCUGAACACCUCAUGCCUCAUCCCGUCUCUCUGUGUCUGCCUGUUGUUUUGGCUUGGGACAGUGGCACGGGGCUCCACUUGUACAUUUUGGGGACACACCUCUGACUCAGUUUG
Messenger RNA from Ailuropoda melanoleuca (giant panda), 1380 nucleotides. RefSeq names its product TNF superfamily member 11 (gene TNFSF11). The transcript is spliced from 5 exons. The record is from RefSeq and is a predicted model, not a curated record. Lineage: Eukaryota; Metazoa; Chordata; Mammalia; Carnivora; Ursidae. Bases 266 to 991 code for a protein of 241 amino acids.